AAAAACAAAUAAAAGGGGAUAAGGUAAUCAGAAGAAGAGGAUGAUGAAAAACUAAUGGAGGAAAGCAGUUGGGAAGAAAAGAUCCAAGUCCUAACCCACGUACUGACCCACAUCACGAACAAACCCUCUCUCCAUUCACAGUUAUUCAUCUCCUCCCAAAUCCCCUGUUAUCUGAACUGGAACAACUACCCACCGAUCCUCUGUCGGAAAUACACGAAUCCUCUGUAUCCGAGGUGGGCUUUCUUGUUCUUCCUGAAACGAGUGUCGAGAUUAGGGUUUCCUCAUACCUCGUGGAGGUCCAAGUGUCCUUACCAACAGCCGCCGCCUCUGAUUCUGGCGAGGGGAUUAGAGGAAGCGCAGUGGGGUGAGGAGGAGCAGAGGAUAAAGUAUGCCAGGAAGAGGAUCAGAAUGAAGAGAAUUGGGAAUGAGAUUAAUCCACUCAUCCCCAUCAUUGUUCCUAAUCUCUUUCUUUUUUCUCUCAUGUUUUGGAACCCUUUCCCACAAUAUAAAUAAAUCUUUGAUUCUUGAAUUAGAAGAUGACAUUGAAGUAAUGAUCAAAGCUUUGAUGGGUAUGGAAGAUUGAUCAAUUUGAAACGUGUACUUACAGAUCUUUGAAUAAUAAUAGUUAAUCUUUUUUUGUCAAAAGGUAGGUUCUUUGGAGUCAAUAGCGACGACUUUAUCUGAUGUUACUGUUUCUUUAUUUCACAUUUCAUGCUUUUGUCUUC
Molecule: messenger RNA, 725 nt
Organism: Impatiens glandulifera
Lineage: Eukaryota; Viridiplantae; Streptophyta; Magnoliopsida; Ericales; Balsaminaceae
Exons: 1
Coding region: 55-513 (152 amino acids)
Source: RefSeq, a predicted model, not a curated record